Molecule: messenger RNA, 1410 nt
Organism: Triticum turgidum subsp. durum (durum wheat)
Lineage: Eukaryota; Viridiplantae; Streptophyta; Magnoliopsida; Poales; Poaceae
Source: the annotation of a GenBank genome assembly
AUGGCGAGGUUCAUCCUGGGCCUGGUGGAGCUCGGGGUCAGCGCGGCCGUGCACCUGCUCUUCGGCUUCUACGUCUUCAGCACGGCCGUCGCGGCGGACAUCUCGCAGGCCGCCGCCGCGUCCGGGUGCCCGCUGCUGCGCCGCCCGCCCCCGGCCGCGGGGCUCGUCGACGUCGCCGCCGCCGCGGCCGAGGAGGAGGACGAACGCAGGGGCGUCGUGCUCGACGGCUCGCCGCCGCCCAUCGUCCUCGUCCACGGCAUAUUCGGCUUCGGCAAGGGGAGGCUCGGCGGGAUGUCCUACUUCGCCGGCGCCGAGAAGAAGGACGACCGCGUGCUCGUGCCGGAUUUGGGGUCGCUCACCAGCAUCCAUGACAGGGCGCGGGAGCUGUUCUACUACCUCAAGGGGGGACAGGUGGACUACGGCGUGGAGCACAGCCAGGUUUAUGGGCACACGCGCUUCGGGAGGAUCUAUGAAACAGGGCAUUAUCCUGUGUGGGACGAGCAGAACCCUGUGCACUUUGUGGGGCACUCGGCCGGCGCGCAGGUUGUGAGGGUGCUGCAUCAGAUGCUCGCUGAGAAGGCUUUCCCUGGGCAUGAUACUUCUGAAGACUGGGUUCUGAGCCUUACUUCCUUGUCAGGCGCCCUUAAUGGAACCACACGGACUUACUAUGACGGCAUGCUGGCUGAAGAUGGGAGAUCCAUGAAAUCAAUUUGUCUUCUUCAGCUCUGCAGGCUUGGAGUCAUUGUCUAUGAUUGGCUGGACAUUCCUUGGCUGAAGAAUUACUACAAUUUCGGUUUUGAUCACUUUGAAAUGUCAUGGAGAAAAGUUGGUUUUUCUGGUUUAGUUGAUCUCCUGCUAGGGAAUACUGGGCCGUUUUCCUCAGGAGACUGGAUUCUCCCUGACCUCACAAUUCAAGGAUCUCUAAAAAUUAACUCCACCCUCAAGACCUUUCCCAAUACAUUCUACUUCAGUUAUGCUACAAAGAGAACUCGGAAGCUAUUUGGAAUUACAGUACCAUCAAGCGUCCUUGGAGUUCACCCGAUGCUCUUUCUCAGAGUUCUCCAGAUGUGUAUGUGGCGGCACCCUCAAAACGCGCCUCUACCUUACAAAGGAUACAGGGAUGAAGAUUGGGAAGAUAAUGAUGGGGCUUUGAACACAAUCUCCAUGACGCACCCUCGCAUUCCCAUAGAGCAUCCUAACCGUUUUGUAGUGGAUGAUUCUGACUGCAAUCCUUUGCAACCUGGGAUAUGGUAUCACAAGAUCAUUGAGGGUGAUCACAUUCUUUUCAUUGUAAAUCGGGAAAGAGCUGGAGUGCAGUUUGAUUUGCUGUAUGAUGGCAUUUUCGAGCGCUGCAGAAAGCAUGCAUUUAGGAAGAGUCCCCCUACCAUGCCAAACGAAACAAGUCAAUAG